AUGUUUCUUGAUCGAGCCCUGAGAACAUCUAUCGACGACGCCUUGAAGCAGUUCCCAGCAGUCCUGGUCACUGGGCCAAGGCAGUCAGGGAAGAGCACGCUUCUACUAAAGCGUUUCUCGACGGGUGCGGACUACGUCACCCUGGACGAUCCUCUCGAACGGGCCUUCGCACGCGACGACCCCAACGGAUUCCUCGACCGCUUCGCCGAACGCCGGGUCAUUCUCGACGAGAUCCAGUACGCCCCCGAGUUGCUGAGCUAUCUGAAGAUUCGGAUCGAUCAGGAUCGCCAGCGCUCCGGCCGCUGGUUGCUGACCGGAUCGCAGCAGUUUCAUCUGAUGGCGCAAGUCGGCGAGUCGCUGGCGGGCCGGGUUGCCAUCCUCGAGCUACCGCCCUUCAGCCUGUCGGAACGGCCGCAAACCGACCUAGCGACCGCGAUCUGGCAGGGCGGCUAUCCCGCGCCGGCGCUCCAUCCCGAAAAGCGCGAGCUCUGGCUACAGUCCUAUGUCAGGACCUACGUCGAACGGGAUGUUCGGCAGCUGCACAACAUCUCCGACCUGGCGGCUUUCGAGACCUUCCUCGCCCUCUGUGCUUCCCGUCACGGCCAAGAGUUGGUGAUGUCCGACAUCGCCCGCAGUGUCGGCAUCUCCCAGCCGACUGUCAAGACUUGGCUCGGGGUGCUCGAAGCCUCGUACCUGGUCGUCCUGGUGCGGCCCUACUUCGAGAACUUCGGCAAGCGACUGGUCAAGAGCCCCAAGCUCUACUUCUUGGACUCGGCAUUGGUCGCCUACCUCACCCGACAGCCCAGCGCCGAGGCGGCGCUACACGGGGCCAUGGGCGGCGCCCUAUUCGAAGGUCUGAUCGUCAGCGAAGCCUUCAAAGCCUACGCCAGCCUCGGCCAGCGACCCGAGCUUUACCACUGGCGCACCCACGACGGCCUCGAAGUCGACCUCCUGCUACGCCACAAUGGGCAGCUGCUACCGGUCGAAAUCAAGCUCACAUCGACUCCGACGGCUCGUCACGUCAAGCCGCUGAGCAAGCUCGCCAAAAUCCUGGGUGAGAAGGCCAGCCCAGGCUUGCUGGUCUGCCGGAUCGAUCAGGAAAGGGCCAUGCCCGGCGGACAGCGGGCGAUUCCGUGGGGUGAGUUUCCAAACAGGCUUUCUUAG
Molecule: messenger RNA, 1164 nt
Organism: Nerophis lumbriciformis (worm pipefish)
Lineage: Eukaryota; Metazoa; Chordata; Actinopteri; Syngnathiformes; Syngnathidae
Source: RefSeq, a predicted model, not a curated record